AGACUCGGUAGGGCAUGAGCUUUAUAUUCAAAAUCGUGCAAAAGAAGGAUAUAAUUUAACAGACAGAGGAAGAAGAUAACUGACUUUGGUUUGGAUAUGUCUAUGACUAAACCUCAUUUCCAAGCAGAGAAAGAUGAAGAUGCAGUCCAAAAGAUUGGAGAUGGCUACAAUAUCAAACCACGAGGACUUAACAUUGUAUGGGGCAAUGAUGAACGCUACUGGAAAAUACCAGCCAAAGGGCCUGCAGGUGUCGAUGUUGCUGCAGAGCUGGUGCAGGUUUCAUGGCUGGAAGUAACAGGCUCAGUUGUUUUAACACCUGGGAAGACUUAUAAACUGAACUUUGAGGUACAACUGCUAUCAGAGGCAUUUGGCUGGAAAGAUAUACAAGCUUUCUUGAUGGCCAAGGUAGGGAAAAAGGGAAGAUACACGUGGAAAAGGGUUCAAGUACAGCAGCAGGCUGGGACAGGAAACUUCUUUAUUCCUAAGGAAGAAGAUGAGCUCCGCAUUGAAGUUCCACCUGGGAAUACUGACAACACCCUUCAGUUCGGUCUGUAUGAAGUGUGGAGUGGGAAAUGGAAAGGAGGCUUGAAGAUCUAUAAUGCGAAAGUAACUGCGAUUAAUCCUUGAACUUGUCCUCAAUCUGCAGUCUUUUCUAUCACAUGAAUGUGUGCCCAUUGAUGUAUUAUAAUUUGGGGUUUUAUAUAAGGAGCCAUGAUCUUCUGGUAAAUUCACCUGGUGAAUAUAAACUUCUAAGUUUUUAGUCACUAGAUGACCAGGAGAGAAUAUCUGUACCUUGGUGUAUGUCUACUUAAUAAUCAGAGUGAGAUUCUAUAAGGUGAUUUCUGAUUAAAUAAAAUGUUCCUCAUGUAUAAUGAGCCAAUUGAUCACCUA
Messenger RNA from Rosa chinensis, 891 nucleotides. RefSeq names its product protein PHLOEM PROTEIN 2-LIKE A9. The transcript has 3 exons. The record is from RefSeq and is a predicted model, not a curated record. Bases 97 to 627 code for a protein of 176 amino acids. Lineage: Eukaryota; Viridiplantae; Streptophyta; Magnoliopsida; Rosales; Rosaceae.